UGUAAAAUGGCAUCAGCCGGGUGAGAUCCAGAAGCUCUGGCUGCACCAGGAACAGUUUGUCGUGCUCCAAUCGUCCGGCUCGUCAGCAGCAGACGAGCUGAGUGGAACCAGCUCGGACCACAGUCUAAAAGAGGAUGUCAAUGAAUCCCUGGCCUCCCUCAGCCACGAACCAGAAGACUCCAGUUCCUCUGCAUGUCCUCAGGCCUCUUGGUGGCGUCAGAGCAGUUCCUCCCGACCACAGCUUCCUGUUCAUGAAGCUGGACUUUUUAUCAAUCAGUUUAAUUGUUUAAUGAAAGUGUCUUUUAUGUCAACGUGUAUUUUAAAUGCUGUUUAUAGAACUUUCUGCACAUGGACACAUUUUUCUCAUCCUAUUGUUAUUGUUGAUUAUUAAUGAAUUUGAAUUAAUAAUGUUGUCACGUGAUCUGCAGGGAGUGCGCUGCUCUGCGGGACGUCAUGUGACGUCACAGGACGGAGUCAGACAAAAGAGAAGAUUUUGAUGCCCCAGGAUGCAUCGCGCUCAGUCAGUGCUGAGCAGACACGAGGGAGGAUGCACGCGACAAAGACAUCAUGCACGAGCUUCCAGUGACCGACACAGUUUCCCUGAUGAACAAUGAGAGUUCGUUGGUGAAGUGUGAGCUGCCAUACGAUGACGGCCGUCUGCCACUGGUGCUGCUGUACAGCGUGGUGUUGGUGGUCGGACUGCCUGCGAACCUGCUGACCCUCUACCUCACCUGGCUGCAGGUGUGCAGGAAGAACGUGUUGGGUGUUUACCUGUGGAGCCUGUCGCUGUGUGACCUCACCUACCUGCUCACGCUGCCUCUGUGGGCGCACUAUGUGAGCCGAGGUCACGUGUGGCCGUGGAGUUCAGCCAUGUGUAAGCUAACGGGCUACAUCUUCUUCAACAACAUGUACAUCAGCAUCUUCCUGCUCUGCUGCAUCUCCUGCGACCGCUACGUGGCCGUGGUCUACAGUGUGGAGUCCCGAGGUCUGCGGAGGCAGCGCCUCGCCGUGCUCAUCGCCCUCGCCAUCGUCCUGCUGGUCGCAGUCGGACACCUUCCUGUCUUCACCAUGAGUGAGGGCGACGCUGCUGAGGGAGACCAGCGCUGCUUCGAGCCCAGUCAGAGCAGUGCGACCGUGAUGUGCUUCAACUAUGCGCGCUUCAUAGUCGGCUUCUUGAUCCCACUGUUGCUGCUGAUGGCGACGAACCGUGGCAUCCUGGUCAACGUGCAGCGCAGCACGGGGCUGCGGCGGGAGCAGAAAGAGCGGGUCCGCUGGUUGGCAUUGGCGGUGGUCAUCCUGUUCCUGGUCUGCUUCACCCCGUACCAUCUAAUUCUGCUGGUCAGGGCUGUCAUGUUCCACUUCACUCAGCCGCAAGACGUCACCUGUCUGUUCGAGGAGACCAUGUACACCCCCUACACCAUCUCCCUCGGCCUCUCCACCGUCAACAGCGCCAUCAACCCCAUCCUCUACGUCCUGUCCAGUGAAAACAUCCGCAAAGAGCUGAGCCGAGGCCUCGUGCAGGUCUGUGACCAAGCUCGUCUGAGACCAAGAUCCGACAGCAGCCAGAUCCAGAUCCAGUCCAACAAGAACUUGUCAGAGCUGAAUGCAGCAACCGAGGAGCAACAAGGAGGAAGACCUCCGGGUUCCUAACAGAACCUUCCUGGUCCCUUCUGGACUCUACUGGUCCCUUCUGGACUCUACUGGUCCCUAAAACAGUUGUGGAUCUAAUCUUGUACGGUUUGUUCUGACGGUGUUCAUCCUCGGGAGAUCAGGAACUUUAAAAUCUUUUGUUUUCUUUUUGUAAUCAGACGAUUUAAUUAAAACAGUAAAUUAUUAUUAUAGUGA
This is a messenger RNA of Hippoglossus stenolepis (Pacific halibut), 1845 nucleotides long. It is a transcript of the gene gpr132b, whose product is annotated as G protein-coupled receptor 132b. Gene Ontology annotation, biological process: negative regulation of G2/M transition of mitotic cell cycle; G protein-coupled receptor signaling pathway; G1/S transition of mitotic cell cycle. Bases 568 to 1650 code for a protein of 360 amino acids. Gene Ontology annotation, cellular component: membrane. The transcript has 2 exons. NCBI's taxonomy places the organism in Eukaryota, Metazoa, Chordata, Actinopteri, Pleuronectiformes, Pleuronectidae. Gene Ontology annotation, molecular function: G protein-coupled receptor activity. The record is from RefSeq and is a predicted model, not a curated record.